AUGUUCGCGUUCGGCGUGAUCGUGUUGAUGACAGUGGUAGACUGUGUACCUUCUUACGAUGUAUAUCAUCAUCAGUUCGCGGUCCAUGUACCUGGAGGGUACCAUCAGGCUACAGAGCUCGCUCAUCGACAUGGCUUCGUCAACCAUGGACAGAUCGGGAGCUUAAACAAUUUCUUUCUAUUAUCACAUCCACAUGUCAGCAAACGAUCGCCAAAUGCGAGCAUCGACUAUCAUAAUAAACUCAAAAAUGAUCCACAGGUGAGAUGGGUAAUGCAGCAAAGAGAGCUGCGGAGAGAGAAGCGGGACCAUUCCAGACGCCACGUCAUGAGGCAAACUAGCACGCCCACCUUCCCUGACCCUUUGUUCAAAGAACAGUGGUAUUUGAACGGAGGUGCAGCGGAUGGGUUAGACAUGAAUGUUGGGUACGCCUGGAGAAAAGGCUAUACAGGCAAAGGAGUAGUUAUCACUAUACUAGACGAUGGAAUACAACCUAACCAUCCCGACUUAAAACAAAAUUAUGAUCCGGCCGCGUCGUCGGACAUAAACGGGAACGACACAGACCCCACGCCACAGGACAAUGGGGAUAAUAAACAUGGCACCCGGUGCGCUGGAGAGGUCGCUGCGGUUGCCUAUAAUCGAUAUUGCGGCGUUGGUAUCGCAUACAAUGCCAGCAUCGGAGGCGUUAGGAUGCUAGACGGCCUUGUUAACGACGCAGUGGAGGCCCAAGCGCUCGGAUUCAACAUUCAUCACAUAGACAUCUAUAGUGCGUCCUGGGGACCCGAGGAUGACGGCAAAACCGUCGACGGUCCCGGCCCUUUAGCUAGAAGGGCUUUUAUAAAUGGUGUCACUAAUGGACGGGGUGGUAAAGGUUCUAUUUUUAUAUGGGCGUCGGGGAACGGAGGAAGGCACACAGACUCCUGUAACUGCGACGGUUAUGCUAAUAGUAUAUUUACGAUAUCAAUUUCAAGCGCAACACAGGGUGGCUAUAAACCUUGGUAUUUAGAGGAGUGUUCGUCGACUCUAGCGUCCACUUAUAGUUCAGGAACGCCAGGUCGGGAUAAGAGUGUGGCGACGGUAGAUAUGGAUGUUCAAUUAAGACCCGAUCACAUUUGUACAGUCGAUCAUACAGGGACCUCAGCUUCCGCCCCUUUAGCUGCCGGGAUCUGUGCGUUAGCUUUAGAAGCCAAUUCCCUAUUAACGUGGAGGGAUGUGCAACAUCUUAUAGUAAUGACUUCAAGGUCGCAACCUUUAGAAAAAGAGGAUGGGUGGAUUGUGAAUGGCGUAAAAAGAAAAGUUAGCCAUAAAUUCGGCUACGGACUUAUGGACGCAGCUCAAAUGGUGACAUUGGCCGAGCAAUGGAUGAACGUGCCACCACAACAUAUUUGUAAAUCUCAAGAAAUAAAUGAGGACAAGUCGAUAGAAACUUCGUUCGGGUAUACGAUAUCCGUACAUAUGGACGUAAAUGGAUGUAGCGGCACGAUGAAUGAGGUCAGAGUUUUGGAACAUGUUCAAUGUAAAAUUUCACUCAGCUUUUUCCCGCGAGGAAAUUUACGGAUACUGCUUACGUCACCAAUGGGGACGACAUCUACGCUUUUAUUUGAAAGAACAUAUGACGCCACCAGUUCUAACUUUGAUGAUUGGCCAUUUUUGAGUGUUCAUUUCUGGGGCGAAAGUGCAGAGGGUAGAUGGACACUUCAAAUAAUAAAUGCCGGGAAUAAUCAUGUGACUCAACCUGGAGUGUUAAAGAAAUGGCAAUUAAUAUUUUAUGGUACGGCAACAAAUCCAAUACGAUUACGCAAUAAAAACUAUUUUGCUUCUAACAUGGUGUUUCAAAAGGAUAAAACUUAUCACGUGAACGAUGUUUACGAUGCAUCUGAAUAUUCACAAUUCCUGAAGGAGAUAGAGCUCGGUAUUUCCGAUAGACGUAGUUAUCCUAAAAAUAUUCCUUCAGCUCAGCGAAAAAAUGUUUUAGCAGAUGCUAAUGAUAAACAAGUCCAGAGACUAUGUGACCCGGAAUGUGACUCUCAGGGAUGUUACGGCAAAGGUCCGACGCAAUGUGUAGCUUGCAAACAUUAUCGAUUGGACAAUUCUUGUGUAUCGAGAUGCCCACCGCGAAGUUUCGUAAAUCAAGGGGGCGUAUGUUGGCCUUGCCACGAAUCAUGCGAGACAUGUGCAGGAGCCGGUCAAGAUUCUUGCCUCACUUGUGCCCCGGCACAUUUGCUGGUAAUUGACUUGGCAGUUUGCCUACAACAAUGCCCCGAUGGCUAUUACGAAGACCCUGAUGCAAAUGCUUGUUUCCCUUGUGCGGAACACUGCGAUACUUGUUCGGAAAAAGCUAAUAUGUGUUCGUCAUGUGCUCAUAGUUAUGUUUUAUACAAUGGAUCAUGUAUGGCGGCCUGCCCACCUGGCACUUACCAAAAAGAUGACUUUGGAUGCAUGCCAUGUCACGAAUCGUGCGAAUCUUGCAAUGGUCCAAAUGAAACGGCUUGCGUUUCUUGUCGAAUUGGAGAUUACGUGUUCAAUAGCCGCUGCGUUUCAAAAUGUCCUUCAGAAUAUUACGCAGAUGCUCAACGUAGAGAAUGCUUAGCGUGCCCUAUCGGAUGUUCUAUUUGCACAUGUGCCGUUUGCUCUGUUUGUCAAGAAAAAUGGAUUCUCACGAAAGGGGGAAAUUGUCUCCCGGAGGGCAAUGAUAAAUGUGACACCAAUGAGUAUCAUGAGGGAGGUCGAUGUAAAAACUGCCAUUCCACUUGUGAAAAAUGUAGCGGACCAAAUGAGUGGGACUGUUUAUCUUGUUCUAGUCCUUUGUUAUUGCAGGGAUCGAGGUGCGUAGCGGAAUGCGGGCAAGGAUAUUAUCAAACAGCCGGAAAGUGCUCAAAAUGUCCUCAUACGUGCUUGAGUUGUGUUUCAAGAUUAAAUUGCACGGUUUGUGCUGGUGCCUUAAGAUUACAAUCCGGAACCUGUAGAGCGACAUGUGCUCCUGGUUAUUAUCCUGAUGAGGGGAUAUGUUCGAAGUGUUAUUUGUCUUGUCAGACUUGUACUGGACCGAGAAGAGACCAGUGUGCUUCAUGUCCACCAGGGUGGAGAUUAGCGGCUGGGGAAUGCAGACCUGAAUGUCCACAAAACUUCUUUCCAUGGGAAGAUAGUUGCCGUCGUUGUCAUCAUUACUGUCAGGAUUGUCACGGUGCUGGACCUCAGAGAUGCACGUCGUGUCCACCACAUUUUUCCUUAGAAGCAGGUCUAUGUGUUGAAUGCCUUAGUUCUCAAUAUUACGAACCUAGAACAAGAACUUGCCGCCCAUGUCACGAUUCAUGUAGAUCCUGCUCUGGUCCAGGUCCAACAAGCUGCGUAACGUGCGCCCAUCCGCUUCGUCUAGAUAGGGUAAAUCAUAAAUGCUUACCAUGUUGUACUGAGAGUAUGGUAUCAACAUAUUUAGGCACUAAUUAUUCAACAGACUGUUGUCAUUGCGAUAAAGAUAUAGGAGGUUGCUUAAACGGCUCAUCUGCCGGGAAGCGUCGCAUUUCAGAAACGGUCCGCACUCAUAUAACGGCACAAUUUUUUGUUGACGACCAAAAGGAGGCCAAUAUCCUGCCGGUUGAUUUAUUACUCGGUUGGACCGUGGGGUCUACACUUCUUUUCGCCCUUGCUGUCGUCAUCGUCGUGAAGGUAAGAUCAAGAAACAGAAAAUACAGAAAACUCUUCCCUCGUGCAGAAUAUUCCCAAUUAACGACUAUAGACGAAGAUCUCGUCACCAUGACGUCAUCGACGACGAUUCUUAAAGUGUUACCAGUGGAUGAUCCAUUGAACGAUGUGAGUGAAUCUGUGUGUGGACUUGAUGAACCAAAUAUAUGUAACGCGAAGAUGUAAGCUACGUUAUAGGGAAAAGGGACCUUUUCAUAAUAAGAACAUUAUUAUUAUUGUUGUUUUGAGAGUUGCUGGCUUAAGAAUUCUUUUUUUCACGUGUUAUACU
Hyposmocoma kahamanoa is the source of this 3967-nucleotide messenger RNA. RefSeq names its product furin-like protease 2. The transcript is spliced from 12 exons. Gene Ontology annotation, biological process: protein processing. Lineage: Eukaryota; Metazoa; Arthropoda; Insecta; Lepidoptera; Cosmopterigidae. The coding region runs from base 1 to 3864 and encodes 1287 amino acids. Gene Ontology annotation, molecular function: serine-type endopeptidase activity. Gene Ontology annotation, cellular component: trans-Golgi network; Golgi membrane. The record is from RefSeq and is a predicted model, not a curated record.